Molecule: messenger RNA, 753 nt
Organism: Xenia sp. Carnegie-2017
Lineage: Eukaryota; Metazoa; Cnidaria; Anthozoa; Malacalcyonacea; Xeniidae
Exons: 2
Coding region: 161-472 (103 amino acids)
Source: RefSeq, a predicted model, not a curated record
UUGAAUCUGUCAUAUUACUGUUGCUUCAGUAUUUGUUUAGAUACUGUGGAAGAUUUAUAAGAAAAACUAUUUUUUGUGCAGGUGAAGAAAAUGAUAGCAAUUAACCAAUUUUAAAUACGUCAUAAUUAGCUCAAAUCAAUCCUUCGGAAUAACAACUGUCAUGGCUGAUGUAUCGGAGAAAAAACCAGAAAAAAUUUAUAAUGAUUUUAAAGAGAAUAAAGAGGAAUUUGCAAUGGAACAACUAGCAACAAGCGAAAAAGACUUUGAAACUGUAAGAAAAAGUACGGAAACACUGAAAUGCGAAAUUGACGAAAACGACGUUGAAUCGGAAAGGUUAAUAGACCGAAAAAACUUGCGACAAAGAUUGGAAAACACACAAAAACUUUACGAAAAAAGUAAAGCGGUAUUUAAACAAUUACUGCAGGAAAUUGAGCCAGAAAAUUGUCCAAAAUCUUGUAAUGACAAUAUAUGAAAUGUAAUUGUGUAAAUUUUCAUUUGUUGUUUGACUUUAAAUGUAUUUCAAUAUGAUUAGUCGUUAACGCUUCUGCUGAAGUCAUGUAGCAAAUCAUAAAUCUCUUUAGUUGCUGUCACUUGUGCACGAACAUGUGACAGAUAGUCAGAGUAAACUUGCGUUGACAUGUCUGAUUCUGAUGCAUCUGGAUUGCUUGUAAACAUAUUGCUUUCAUUGGCCUGGAUGAACGCUGUUCUUGCAACCAUCUGGAAAUAAAUUAAAAAGCUUUCAUACUUAGCUUA